GCGGUGGACUGAACGACGCAAGAUGCUGCGACACAUUGCUCUGGUGUGCCUGGUGGCAGCGGCCUCCACCAAACAGGUGGAGAAACGGCAGGUCGGCCAGAGCUACGGCGCGCCGGCCGCCGCGGCGGGCGGCUUCGGCGCCGCGGCUGGAGGCUUCGGCGCCGCGGCUGGCGGCUUCGGCGCCGCCCCCGCCCUCGACACCUCCUUCAACGGUGUGGGCGUGGGCGGCGGCGGCGGCGGCGCCGUUGGCGGGGGUCUGCGGGGCGGCAAAUGCCGCGACGAGACCAAGUACAUCCUGACCUGGACCAAGGCCGUCAUCCCGGUGACCGUGUACGACACGCGCACCGAGUUCCUGCCGACCACGCUCUACAAGUACGUGACGGAGACCGAGUAUUACCCGCAGACGGUGGUGCAGCUGGAGACGACGACGCGCGCCGGCGGCUCCGAGUAUCAGGAGGAGACCAAGAUCGCGUACCGCACCAACACGAUCGAGGUGCCGCAGAUCGAGACCGUUACCUCGACGCUCAUCUUCACCGAGGACGAGCAUGAGACCGUCACCGAGACGGACACGUUCACGCAGACGCAGGCUCAGCAGUACGCUGUCACCGUCACCGUCACGAGCGUGCAGCGCGUGCCACAGAUCCAGACGUCGGUGACAACCGAAUACCAGACGCAGUACCAGACCCAGUACGCCACCAACUCGUACGAUGUGGUGCAGACGGAGACCAACAACCAGCCCCAGGUGCAAUACAUCACCAACACCGUCACCUCCACCAACCGGCAGACCGUCGAUGUCACGCGCACCCAGCAAAACGUGCAGACCGUCACCAAAUGCGCCCAGCAGCAGCAGCAGGCGCAGCCGCAGCCGCAGCCGCAGCAGGGCUACCCCCAGCAGCCGCGCGGCAACUACUAGACACCAGAGCAGUCGCACAUCUCGCAUCAACUCAGUCCACCUAGACUAAGUCAUUAGGUUAAGGCCCGCGAAUUCCCAUGCUGUGAUAUUGUUGUUGUUGACCGGAAUGUGGGGAGAAGUGUUCCGCUGGUCGGACCAGUCCCCCGUCGCUCCUCGUGUCGUGUGCGAGUGUCCAGUGCCAGCUUGACGCCAUCAUUUAGCCGCUCGCGGUCGACGCAGUUCGAAACCGCUGUAGCUCUCGCUAUGGAUGUGUGAUCUAUUAUCGUUUAGUCGACCCAAGGUAAAGAACAGCUGAUUGCCCACAUGAGAUACUCGUACGUGUAUUUAUGUAUUAAUUAUUCCUGUACAAAGGUUUUUGUAAUAAAUGAAAACAACUACA
Molecule: messenger RNA, 1292 nt
Organism: Pollicipes pollicipes
Lineage: Eukaryota; Metazoa; Arthropoda; Thecostraca; Pollicipedomorpha; Pollicipedidae
Product: YEATS domain-containing protein 2
Exons: 3
Coding region: 23-913 (296 amino acids)
Source: RefSeq, a predicted model, not a curated record